This is a messenger RNA of Mytilus californianus (California mussel), 4749 nucleotides long. Its product is annotated as zinc finger protein ZFP2-like. The record is from RefSeq and is a predicted model, not a curated record. NCBI's taxonomy places the organism in Eukaryota, Metazoa, Mollusca, Bivalvia, Mytilida, Mytilidae. The coding region runs from base 221 to 2059 and encodes 612 amino acids. The transcript has 2 exons.
GAAUAUGUAGAUUGUCGCGCAUCAUUGCAAAGCAAAGAACUUUGAACUGCUUGAAGCCUACAAGAAGACCAAUGUCAAUCAGUAAUUCCAUGGUUGCCUCCCUUUUUCUGACUCUAUACACUUAAAGUUUAUCAUUUCUAAGAUGAACAACAUACAGAAGAAAUAGAGAUAUUCGUCACCAGACAGACAAACAAAAAGACAAAGAACUACAUUAGAAGCUAUGUCUUAUAACGAAGUUAUAACUCCUGAUACAGUUAUCUCCCUUGAUCAGACUCAUUGCCAUGCACCGCAGGACCAAACAAGAUGUAAAAUUGAGGACCAAACUGUGUAUGAUGAAGAAUUGAGUUGUAAUUCAGAAUUGAGAAUACAUACAGGAAUUAAACCAUUAAAAUUUGAUAUAGAUAUCAAAGCAGAAAGUGAUUCAGAGAAUUCUGAAUUGCAAAGACACACGAGAACACAAACAUCUGAUAAACCGUUUGUAUGUGGUGUUUGUGAUAAAAACUUCUUUCGGAAACCUGAUUUACUUGUACACAUGAGAGUACACGCACCUUAUAAAUGUGAUAUAUGUGGUAAAGAGUUCAGUACAAAAGGCAACUUAAAUACCCAUAUGAAAACACAUACCAUGGAAAAACGUUUACAGACUCACAUAAGAACACAUACUGGUGAUAAACCUUAUAAAUGUGAUGUAUGUUGUAAAGUCUUUAAUGCCAAAGGAAACUUGAAACAACACAAACAAAUACAUACUGGUGAUAAACCUCUGAAAUGUGUAGUCUGCUGUAGAGGGUUCUAUAGAAGAAGCAUCUUAACUAUCCACAUGAGAACACAUACUGGUGAAAAACCUUACAAAUGUGAUGUAUGUUACAAAAGGUAUAAUACUAGGGGCAACUUAACUGUACACAUGAGAACACAUACAGGUGACAAACCUUAUAAAUGUGAUUUAUGUUGUAAAAAUUUUAAUCGUGAAGGGCAUUUUACUAAACACAUGGCAUCUCAUAAAGGAAAUAAUAAACAAUUUAAAUGUAAUGAAUGUGGUUUAGAAUAUAAUUUGAAAGGUUUAUUACUGUUACACGUAAAGAAAACACACAUUGGAAAGAAACCUUAUGAAUGUGAUGUAUGUGGUAAAAUGUGUACAGAUUCAAGCACCCUUUCUGCACACAUGAGAACACAUACUGGUGAAAAACCUUAUAAAUGUGAUGUUUGUUACAACGUGUUUAGUCAAAGAGGAAGCUUAAAUAAACACAGGAAAUUACAUACUGGGCCAGUAGCUAGUGAUGAACCUCAUGAAUGUGAUGUUUGCUGUAAAGAGUUCAAGCAAAGGGGCACCUUAACCACCCACAUGAGAACACAUACUGGUGACACACCUUAUAAAUGUGAAGUAUGUUCCCAAAGCUAUAAUGAUAAUGGCCAGUUAACUGUACACAUGAGAACACAUACUGGUGACAAUCUCUAUGAAUGUGAUGUUUGCUAUAAAGUGUUCAAUCAGAAAGGCCAUUUAAGAAUACACAUGAGGAACCACACUGAUGAUAAACCUUACAAUUGUCAUUUAUUUUUUAGAGGGUUUAAUCAUAAAGGGAACUUUACUAGAUACAUGGGAACACAUGCUGAUGAUAAACUUUAUAAAUGUGAUGUUAAACCUUAUAAAUGUGAUGUAUGUGGCAAAGUGUGUAAUACUAGUACCCACUUGACUAUACACAUGAGAAAACAUGCUGGUGAUAAACCUUAUAAAUGUAAUGAAUGUUGUCAAAUGUUUAAACACAAAGCAAGCUUUGAUUAUCAUAUAAGAUUACAUAUAUGUACAAGUGAUAACUCUUAUAAGUGUGAUGAAUGUUUUAAAGUGUUUAAAUACAAAACAAGUUUUGAUAAACACAUAAAAUUACAUACAGGUUUUAAGUCUCAUAAGUGUUAUGUAUGUUGUAAAGUGUUUAAACACAAAGCAAGCUUAGAUUAUCACAUAAAGUUACAUACAGUUGAUAACUCUUAUAAGUGUGAUGUAUGUUGUAGGGUGUUUAAAUACGAAACAAGCUUUGAAAGACACAUAAAAUUUCAUACUAAUGACUGAAAAAAAGCAAGCUUUAAUAAACACAUAAAAUUACAUACUAGUGACUUUGUGGACUAACAUUCCUGGACUAGAAGUUUCAGAAUAACAUGACAGCACACACUUGACCAUGUUGACUGAAUUGACAGAAAAUGAUUAAUAAAGGUGGUUACUAACACCUUGACUAAUAUUAGUUUGGCUUGUUUAAUUUUUAUAAAAUUUUGAAAUAAUGUUGACUUUGACCAUUUGAAAAAAAUUGAAAAAUUUCAAAAAAUUUGAACCAACCACUUAUCAGAAAAAUUUAUAUUGGUUAUAUUACAGGUUGACAAACAUUAAUUUUUAUCAUUGAGGAGCUUAAUGUUUCCUUAACAAUACAAAGUGAUUAAAACGUUUAGCUGAUAUUACAGAGUUAUCUCCCUGGAGUGUUAGGUACCACCUUAAGAUGUGAUAUGAUUGCCAAAAAAGUUUAGAUGAAAUGGAUGUAAGUAACCAAACCAUCCAACUAUACGGCCUUCAACAUCGAAAAAAAAAACACAUCAUAUAGCCGGAUAAUGUUUAUUAUCAAGUGUAUGUUUAUCAAAGUUUUGAAUUUAGUAAAUUUUAAUCUCAUGCUGAGAUUAUAAUUCAUUUAAAUUACAAGUUUGCAUAUUUAUAUUUUUGAAUGAUUAUAUUUAUUUGUUGGGUAAAGAUUGCAUGAAAUGCAAUCAAAACCAUAUGUUACUGACUUGAUAUAUAAAUUCUUCAAGGCUGAUCACUACCUUUUUGAUACACAAAAUAUAGUGCAUUGAUCAUAACAUUAUAUACAUCCUAUCCAUGAACAUUUCCAGAAAUUUAUCACUUUAAUAUAUGCUCAGAUAUUAAUAAGUCACAAAACGAUGCUCCACAUGUCAAGAAAAUUACAUAACUUUUGCAAGGUGCAGGAAUCUAAUAUCUGUUCUAAAAAUAUAAAUAAUGUCAUUGUUAAAGUCAUCUUUAAAAAUUGGAGUUAUCUCCCAUUGUCCAGAUAGUAGUUUAAUCAACUAGCUUCAUUGACAAUGAAAUAUUUAAUUUUACUUCCCACUGAUAAAAUAAACGCAAUCUUUACCCUUCUGUGCUUACAAGCACUUUGAUUUUGACAUUGGAUGAAUUAAAUGGACAUGUGGUAAUGAAUGUAUGCAGAUUUAAUCCACAACAGUUGUGGGGUACUUUAAAACUUAUCCACACGAGUUAUAGUGUAUUCAGAUUUAAUCCACGUCAGUUGUGGGGUAUUUUAAAACUUAUUCACACGAGUUAUAGUCUACAGCUGUGGAUUCAUUAUUAUUCGUUGGAUACCCAUUUUCGUGGAUUUCCUGGGUACGGGUGAACCACUAAUUUAAAUGUUCAACGAAAUACAAAUUUCUUUAAAGUUGUAUCCAGACUUUGGCAGACCAUGAAAUCACAUAUCCACGAAAAUGCAAGGUUUCCGCAAUCUCUCAAUUUGAUCUCUUUUGUUGUUAAUUAUUUUAAGAUUUGACCCACAUCAGUCGUAGUGUGUUUUAUGUUUUAAUCCACAUAUGUUGUAUUUAAUCCACAUGUGUUGUAGUAUGUGUAUUUAAUCCCCUUGAGUUGUAAUGUAUUUUCAAGUAGUCUACAUGAGUUAUAGUGUAUUUUCAAAUUCAAUCCCCUUGAGUUGCAAUGUAUUUUUAAGUAGUCCACAUGAGUUGUAGCGUAUUUUAAAAUAUAUUCCCAAUGAGUUGUAUUUUAAAAUCUUAUUCACAUGAGUUGAUUUAUAUUUUAGAUUUUAAUCAACCGAGUUGUGGUGUAUUUUAAAUCUAAUUGACAUGAGUUGAACUAGUAGUGUACUUUAAAUCUAAUUGUCAUGAGUUGAUGAAUAUUUUAAAUGUUAAUCAUCUGCGUUGAGGUGUAAAUUUAAUAUACAUGAAUUGUACUUGUAGUGUAUUUUAAAAUCUUAUUCACACAAGUUGUACUUGUAGUGUAUUUUAAAAGUUUUCCAUAUUGACAAAAUGAAGAUUUUGAGGCACACAAUUUGACUUCCUUGCUAAUUUUUUUUUAGAAAUUACAUACGAAAAAAAAGCAGAAUUCAAAAUUUGGGUUUUCUCAGUGACCGACUAGUAGAGCGUGGAAUUUUACCCUUUGAAAUAUUUGUCAGCGUCCAAUGAAAAUUAUCAUUACAAAGGAAUUAUAUUAUAAUUUCAUUCUCACUGUUAAUGGCUAAAUGGAAAUGAAAAGUGUGGAUUCAUUACUAUUUCUUUAUUUCCAAACGUUAAAAUUUUUUUUGAUAUUCUUUUACAAUGAAUUGCAUGUUUAAGUGUUCAAUGAAGUAUGAAUUUCAUAUAAGCUUGUAUUUAAAACUUUGAGGUUCCUCAAUGCAUGAAAAAUAUACCAUGAAAAUAUACAUGACCCUGAUGAUAUAUGUAAUGAACUAUCAGUAUUGUUUAUUAUUUAAAUUUUUGACAUUCUUAACCUUAGUAAUUGGGACACUACAGUCUAUAUUUGUGUUAUAUAAAAUUGAGACUACAGUUAUCUCUUCGUUUUUUGUUUUUUUUUUGGAAGCAGGAAAUCAAUCUGUAUAUCAUUGUAUAUUUAUCAUGUUGAAAAUGAAACAUUGUAAUUAUUAUGUGUUUUAUAUUAUUAUACAAUUAAAUUUUGAUUCUUGCAUGAAUUAUGUUGCAUUAUAUGAACAAAUUGAGAUAUGCAAUGACAUAGGAUAUAAAUAAAAUCAUCGGAUACCAGAA